UUUUGACUGAAUAUAAGGUGCUUAUAAGAGAAGCAAGUCACUUCAGAGGCUACGAUGUCAGUCAAUUACAAAAUUUUCGGUCAAGCCAAUUUCUUUAUAAUCUAAAUUUCUGAAAUACCAAAGCUUUUCAUUCUGAAGAAAGAGAGAGGAAAAAACCGAAAAUGGAGAAUAUGUUAGGCCUUCUAAGACUUCAUGUGAUUAGAGGUGUUAAUCUCGCCAUUAGAGAUUCUAAGAGUAGCGAUCCUUACGUCAUUGUUCGAAUGGGUCAACAGAAAGUACGAACUCGUGUGGUGAAAAAGAAUUUGAAUCCAGAAUGGAACGAAGAUUUGACACUCUCUAUUUCUGAUCCAGUUCUUCCUAUCAAAAUCAUGGUUUACGAUAGGGACUGGUUCUCAAGAGAUGAUAAGAUGGGAGAUGCGUUUUUUCACAUUGAUCCAUUCCUUGAAGCCAUCAGGAUCCAAAACCAGUUCAGAGGACUCCCCGAAGGAACUGUAAUAAUGAAGAUACAGGCAAGCAGGCAGAACUGUCUAUCAGAAGAGAGCAAGAUUGUGUGGAACAAAGGAAAGAUUGUCCAGAAUAUGUUCCUUAAGCUCCAGAACGUUGAGUGUGGAGAGGUCGAGAUUCAGCUUGAGUGGAUCGAUGUCUCAGGUCUUCUGAGUAUAAAGGAGGAUGAGGAUGUUGCUUACUAGAUCUAUUUUUAUAUUACAGGAAGUUUGUUAGAAAAUAAACUAGUUAUGAAGCUGGCGUGGGAGGGGCUUCGGUCUCCAUAUAGAGAUGAUGUAUGGGUUUCAACUUUUCUCAAAAAAAAAAAAUGUAUGGGCUUUAAACCAAAACUCCCCCAAUUUUUUUUUUUAUAAAUUGAAAAGAAAAAAACUCUUUUCUGGUUUUGUGUUCUUAUUCUAACAAGAAAAACAUAACACACUUUGUUGUAGAGAGAGGAAAAAAGGAAUGAGAUGAAAUCAAGUAGAUAGCAUAAGAUGAGAUGGAGAAACUGAUUUUUUCCUCAUUUUGCACAACAUCUACUACAUAUUCAUAUAAGAAAAUCAGAGUAAUGAACUCUGUUUUCUCUACCCUUACACAUGUUAAUAUGUUAUAGAGCCCCAUAAAGCUACCACUCUAGACACCUCCACUUUUCAGCAAAAGAAACAAGCAACUUCAAGAACUUGAACAAUUCAAAAUAAACAGUAAAACUUCAACAACUUCCUUGACUUGUUGUACUUUGUUUUCUUUCAUUAUUCUCACUUGUUUUGUUGAUACCAUUGUGCAGGAUUAACAAAUGUGAGAUUUCAGCAUACUUCUGACCAUUGUUUUGUUUUCAACACUUUAAUUGCAUCUUAUUGAAAGAGAGACUUGCUUGGGUCCUGUUUAGUAAUGACAAAUGGUGAUCAUCAAAUGUGAAAAGAUCAAGAAUCGAUAUGCUUGCAUCUAAGUUUGAAAAUCUGCAGAUGGAGGAAAAUGAAUCACUUGAGGAACUCAGUGGAAAACUGAAUGCAAUAGCAAAUGAAGCACAAACAAUGGGAAAGACAUACAAAGACAAAAGCUUGGAAGAAACUUCUCAGAUGCUUAAAUCCAAGAAUACAGCUAUGGACACUGCAUUAGACACUGACACAAUGGAUUUUGGUGAAGUCACGGGCCACUUACAAGCAUAUGAGAUGAGUGAGAAACUCAAGUGUAGAGGGUGAAUUCGACCAUCCCUCAAGGCCCGAAGAACAGACGGCCCGGCCCACGGACGCAACGAUGGCUCGGCGUGAUGGCUCGAAGCGCGUGUCUCUCGGCGUAAAAUGGGAGAGCUUUCGGUCGACUCCUCGGCUAAGCGUCCCCGACUUAACGGCUCUCCGAGACAGCAUGGGCUUCUCGGCCCAGCGAGUUAGGAGCCCACGAAGACGAUGCAAACUAGGUCACGGGAGAGCAUGAGGUUAGCUAUAUAAGGUGAGGGAGAUGCAACGUAAAGGGGAUCCGAAAUCACUGAUACACACUGGGCGGCUAGAUUAGGGUUUUACCUUUGUUAUCUCGCCUUGUCGUAUCUCUCCGGUAAAGCCUUUGAGGCUCCGGUACCUUUCCUUUCACGCAUUUCCUUUUCUUGUAACCGACGAAACGUUCUUCCGACCAUUAAUAAGACGUCUUUGCCUAA
Brassica napus (rape) is the source of this 2131-nucleotide messenger RNA. RefSeq names its product protein C2-DOMAIN ABA-RELATED 2-like. The record is from RefSeq and is a predicted model, not a curated record. Lineage: Eukaryota; Viridiplantae; Streptophyta; Magnoliopsida; Brassicales; Brassicaceae. The coding region runs from base 162 to 689 and encodes 175 amino acids. The transcript has 3 exons.